AAUAGGGGAAGUUGACAGAGCACAGCGCUUUGCGUGAGUUCAGUGUUUGCAAAUAUAGAGUGAUCUCAACAGACGGACUAGCGGACUCUGAGCAAAGCGACGGCUGCACCGCGUUGCUAUUGCACGAAGAGGACGCUUUCUUAUUACACUUUAUCUUGAUUCAACAAGAUAUAUAUAUUUUUUGUCUUUUAUCGCCUAAUACUUGGGAUUGCAAUGGAUGUUCUACCAAUGUGCAGCAUUUUUCAGGAACUUCAGAUCGUUCAUGACACUGGCUAUUUCUCUGCAUUGCCAUCGCUUGAAGAAUACUGGCAACAGACAUGUUUGGAGCUGGAGAGAUAUUUGCAGAGCGAGCCGUACGUCUCUGCGUCUGACCUCAAGUUUGAGGGCCAGGAGGAUCUUUGGAGCAAGCUCAUCUUGGCUUGUGGAGAUAAGGGAGAUGGGAACGGCAACCUUCCCAAAGUCAAGGAAGAGGACAAUCAGGACUGCCAAAUAUUAGAAACCAACAGCAUGAAUUCGGAUGCCAGCAGUGAGGCGUCUGACAGCUCGGAGGAGCUCUCGCCCACUCACAUCUUUACCUCCAACCCGCUGGGCUCGGUUCUGACGGAGUCAGCACAUCACUUGAGUUCCUCUAUCAUCAGCACGCCUCCGUCCUCCCCAGAAACCCCGCAGGAGCCCGGCGUCCCGCAGGUGUGGGGCUCCACGCAGACUGACUCGCACGUGCCGGUGAAGAUCCGGCAAAACGGACUGGGGAAGGCCUCGGAUAAGGCUUCGGCAGGAGGGGACGCCUCUCCGGACGGCAGGAGGAGAGUGCACAGGUGUCACUUCAACGGAUGCCGGAAGGUUUACACAAAGAGUUCUCACUUAAAAGCACAUCAGCGGACUCACACAGGUGAGAAGCCGUACAGGUGUUCAUGGGAAGGCUGCGAGUGGCGCUUCGCGAGGAGCGACGAGCUAACCCGACACUUCAGGAAGCACACCGGUGCAAAGCCAUUUAAAUGCAGUCACUGUGACAGGUGUUUCUCCAGGUCGGACCACCUAGCCCUGCACAUGAAGAGGCACCUCUGAGCGGGCCGUAGCUUCACGCUGGGGAUAUGUUGUGUCCUGACCAGCUUCCUGGUUGACCUGGCCCUGCAAGAAAUGGGGGGGGAGUGUGUUCCAGCCAAAGCAUGCCAUUUUGCACCAUAUCCUGUGCCUCCGUGAGCCCCGGGAUAAAGGCGGACUGACUGGUUGUUGAAACGGAAAAGGAAUGGACAAAAUCACGUAUGAAGAAUUGAAGAGAGGAGGAUGAUUUAUUUAAAAAACAAAAAAAAUUUGUACAAAAAAAACGAGCGAAUGAAUGGUGUGUUGUAUGGUGCAUGAUGUUUUGGGACAACUCCUGGACUAUACACUGGUACUUUAAAACAAAUCCUAACGAAACCUGUUUGACGUGAGCGGAUGAAUGUCCCGUGUGCGAAGAAGGGUGGGAGGGGGGUACCAGUGUAUCACUGUGGGCUGAAUGGUGUCGGGAAACAAGUUCCAUUUGUGUUUCCACACGGUAUGCGAGAACGGCAAAGUCUGAAUGAAGCCGUGAGACUGAGAACUCCUGCCAGACGCCCCCGGGCUCUUUCGCAAGAUUGCGGGGGGGGGCGAAGCGGCCAGGGUUUCACCCCCUUCCCCCAUCUAAAGGGGGGCGGAAACUCGGUCCUGAAUGAAAGUGGCUUUUUUGGUGUUCGGUGCAGCUACUAAAUGUGCAAUGUGUUCGGUAGCUUGUUUUUUUUUGACAGGCUACAAAAGCUCAUUUGUAGUCUGUUGUAUAAGCUGUGUGCUUAGAGAUGUAACACAAUUAUAACUUCACUAUCAUAAACAGGUGUUGCAUGGUAUUGGGGUUUGUACUUUUUUCUUUUUUUUUUUUUGUAAUUGGGACUGAAAAUAGAUUCCAAUAAAGUGCAGCUAAAUACAA
Molecule: messenger RNA, 1939 nt
Organism: Rhinichthys klamathensis goyatoka
Lineage: Eukaryota; Metazoa; Chordata; Actinopteri; Cypriniformes; Leuciscidae
Gene: klf6a
Product: Kruppel like factor 6a
Exons: 4
Coding region: 214-1065 (283 amino acids)
Biological process (GO): regulation of transcription by RNA polymerase II
Molecular function (GO): DNA-binding transcription factor activity, RNA polymerase II-specific; RNA polymerase II cis-regulatory region sequence-specific DNA binding
Source: RefSeq, a predicted model, not a curated record